AUGUCUUCGCCGAAGGAUUUGCCGAAACCGCUGACCAACCCGUUGGCCGCCGAACUCACGGCCGAACACCAGCUGAAGAAGACGCAGACGGAGGAGAAAGUGGUGCUGCCGUCGGCCGAAGAGAUCGCGAGCGAGAAGUCGCAGCAGCGGCUCUUCCAGUCGAUCGAGGCGUUCGACGAGAAGUGUCUGAAGAAACAGGAAACUGUGGAGAAACAGGUGUUGCCGACGGCUGAAGACAUAAAGGCGGAGAAACCUUUGAUUUAA
Medioppia subpectinata is the source of this 264-nucleotide messenger RNA. The record is from the annotation of a GenBank genome assembly. NCBI's taxonomy places the organism in Eukaryota, Metazoa, Arthropoda, Arachnida, Sarcoptiformes, Oppiidae.